Lagenorhynchus albirostris (white-beaked dolphin) is the source of this 1554-nucleotide messenger RNA. RefSeq names its product G protein-coupled bile acid receptor 1 (gene GPBAR1). Gene Ontology annotation, cellular component: membrane. The record is from RefSeq and is a predicted model, not a curated record. NCBI's taxonomy places the organism in Eukaryota, Metazoa, Chordata, Mammalia, Artiodactyla, Delphinidae. Gene Ontology annotation, biological process: G protein-coupled receptor signaling pathway. The transcript has 2 exons. The coding region runs from base 421 to 1410 and encodes 329 amino acids. Gene Ontology annotation, molecular function: G protein-coupled bile acid receptor activity.
UUGGUGGCAAGCUAUGGCCAGUGGCUGGAGAGGGGACCACUGGUACAGGAGGGUAAGGAGGGGGCACUGGAGAAAGGGGAGGAAGGCCUCCCAGUACUGCAGCUCAGGGUGUGCCAGGUCCCACCCCCCAGAGGCGGGGCCAGGCUGAUCCCCGCCAGCCUCAGCUCCAUCCCUCCAGGAACCCAGGCGAGGGCAGAGCCAGGGAGAGCAGUGGAGAGCCGGGGCCCUGCUGUACUCGCACAGUGGAGGUACCAUGCCAUUACCGGUCAGGACACCAGACAUCGCCAGAAGCCCUGCAGCGCUGGCUGCGACAACUCCCUGACACUCAGAGGAGAAGCCCAGGCUGGGGGAGCAACACCUGUCCCUCACAGCCAUGCACGCCCGCUGCUGCUCCAGGUCUCUCCCGUCCCCAGGCCCAAGAUGACACCCAACAGCACCAGGGAGAUGCCCAGCCCCAUUCCCGCAGGGGCCCUGGGGCUCUCCCUGGCCCUGGCAAGCCUCAUCGUCGCUGCCAACCUGUUCCUGGCCCUGGGCAUCGCCAGGGACCACCGCCUGCGCGGCCCACCCGCUGGCUGCUUCUUCCUGAGCCUGCUGCUGGCCGGGCUGCUCACCGGGCUGGCGCUGCCCGUGCUGCCAGGCCUAUGGAACCAGAGCCGCCGAGGCUACUGGUCCUGCCUCUUCCUCUACUUGGCUCCCAAUUUCUCCUUCCUCUCCCUGCUUGCCAACCUUCUGCUGGUGCACGGGGAGCGCUACAUGGCAGUGCUGCGGCCUCUGCGGCCCCGCGGGAGCACCCGGAUGGCCCUGCUCCUCACCUGGGCUGGCCCCCUGCUCUUUGCCAGCCUGCCUGCCCUGGGCUGGAACCACUGGGCCCCUGGGGCCAACUGCAGCUCCCAGGCUGUCUUCCCAGCCCCCUACCUCUACCUCGAAGUCUAUGGGGUCCUGCUGCCCGCCGUGGGCGCUGCCGCCCUUCUCUCGGUCCACGUGCUGGCCACCGCCCGCCGUCAGCUACAGGACAUCCGCCGGCUGGAGCGGGCCGUGUGCCGCGGCGCGCCCUCGGCCCUGGCCCGCGCCCUCACCUGGCGGCAGGCCAGGGCACAGGCUGGAGCCACGUUGCUCUUCGGGCUGUGCUGGGGGCCCUACGUGGCCACCCUGCUCCUCUCUGUCCUGGCCUAUGAGCAGCGCCCGCCGCUGGGGCCCGGAACUCUGCUGUCUCUCAUCUCCCUGGGCAGCGCCAGUGCGGCGGCCGUGCCCGUGGCCAUGGGGCUGGGUGAUCAGCGCUACACGGCCCCCUGGAGGGCGGCCGCCCAGAAGUGGCUCCGGGUGCUGCGGGGAAGACCCCAGGGCAGUCCUGGACCCAGCCCCGCCUACCACACCAGCAACCAAAGCAGCAUGGACCUCGACUUGAACUAGGGGAGGGGCCCCUGCUCGUUCCUACUAGAAGCAUCCGUCCAUCUUGGCCACCAAGCCCAUCUCCACUUACCCCCGCACCUCUGGAUCAGAGACCCUGCCCCUAUGCGACCCCACCCUGACUGAAUAAAGCUCCCCUGGCUCCCA